CCCGCUGCUGCUUCAUACUGCCCUCCUCCAUACUGCUUCUCUCCCCAAUGCAGUGGACGGCGACAUGGCAGACUUUGCGGCGGCGCAGAAGCGCAUACAGCAACGCCGCCUCGCCCGAGCAGAAGCGCUGACAGCGGCAGAAACAGGCCAGAGCCAGCUCCGAGCAGCACAAUUAACCAGCCUGCCGCCGACUCUCCGCACCUAUGCCUUCGACAUCCUCUCCUUCUGGCACUCCCUCCGCUCUCCCUAUGGCACGCGACCGGCUUUCCGCGUGGGCCAAGUUGACGCCGAACUCCUCGACGAAGCAUUGUUGGGACUGCUGAAGAAACAGGCGGGAGAAGGCUUGAAGUACUUUGGCGCACACGUGAAGGAUGACUACGACACGGAGAUCACAACCGCCCUGCGAGCCAUUAUGUGGAAGCUGAGCAUCUACGACCACGGCCAAUCGUACGGAGCCAGCUUGCAAGGCCUGAAAUACAUCGACGCGCGAGGAGACCCCGACCCGCAUUUCGUGCGGAAAGAAGCGACGACGUGGCAGAGAAUCGUCUAUGGCCUCCUGACUGUGGGAGGCCGCUAUGCCUGGGAACGCUGGGAAGACCGGUUGAGCUCCCUCGAAAAUGGCUACGAUGAACCUUCUCCCACCAUCCGACGACUAUCUCGCCUGACCACCAUCGCCACCACUUCCCACAACAUUGCAGCUUUCUGCUCUUUCCUCAUAUUCCUGUACAACGGCCGCUAUCGAACCCUCACCGACCGCCUGUUGCGCCUUCGACUCGUGCCAGCUUCCAACCAGACCAAUCGCGAAGUAUCCUUCGAGUUCCUAAAUCGCCAACUCGUCUGGCACGCUUUUACCGAAUUCCUCCUCUUUAUUCUUCCUCUCGUGGGAAUCUCUCGCUGGAGACGCUGGCUAGCUCGAGCAUGGAAAAAGACGAAAAGCACAACUACCAAGAUCUUCAGCUCCAAGUCUCUGUACUCUGAAGAGCAUGACGAAGACGACAUACAGACUGGCGAACUCGCAUUCCUCCCUGAACGAACUUGCGCAAUAUGUUAUCAGGAUCAGAACCCCGCUGGCGGACAAUCUGAACAAGACAUUAUUGCAUCUACUGCUGCUGCAAACAGUGGUAUCAUCGGCUCCUCGACAACAGACAUCACCAACCCAUACCAAACAGAGCCUUGCGGAUGCAUCUACUGUUUCGUCUGCUUAGCCCAGAGAAUCGAAGCCGAAGAAGACGAAGGAUUCAUUUGCUUGCGCUGUGGAGAGACAGUCAAGGAGUGUAGACCUUGGAACGGAGACGUACUAGUUGAGAAGAGUAGUCUUAGUAGCAUCAAGAGAAGAAGCAGCACACACAGCACAAACGCAGGUAGUCGACCAUCCAGCAGGAGGAAAUCAGUCAUGUUUGCCGAUCUCGAGAAUGAGGAGCAACAAGACCAGCAGGAGGAGGACGACGACGACGACGAACAGCCCAUGAAUACCAUGGACCCCAUGCCGAUGGAGGAGAGCCAGGCGUGGAGUGAAGUACGGGCACAUGAUAAUGACAGUGGUAGUGAGGAACACGAGUAUGGGAGCGAAGAAGAUGACUAGAGAUACCCAAC
Molecule: messenger RNA, 1593 nt
Organism: Sphaerulina musiva SO2202
Lineage: Eukaryota; Fungi; Ascomycota; Dothideomycetes; Mycosphaerellales; Mycosphaerellaceae
Product: Pex2_Pex12-domain-containing protein
Exons: 1
Coding region: 65-1582 (505 amino acids)
Biological process (GO): protein import into peroxisome matrix
Cellular component (GO): peroxisomal membrane
Molecular function (GO): zinc ion binding
Source: RefSeq, a predicted model, not a curated record